Thalassophryne amazonica is the source of this 687-nucleotide messenger RNA. Its product is annotated as transcription factor Sox-14-like. The transcript has a single exon. Gene Ontology annotation, molecular function: DNA-binding transcription factor activity, RNA polymerase II-specific; RNA polymerase II cis-regulatory region sequence-specific DNA binding. NCBI's taxonomy places the organism in Eukaryota, Metazoa, Chordata, Actinopteri, Batrachoidiformes, Batrachoididae. The record is from RefSeq and is a predicted model, not a curated record. Bases 7 to 687 code for a protein of 226 amino acids. Gene Ontology annotation, biological process: cell differentiation; regulation of DNA-templated transcription; anatomical structure morphogenesis.
UGUGAAAUGUCCAAAGCUUUAGAUCACGUGAAGAGGCCCAUGAACGCCUUCAUGGUUUGGUCCAGAGGCCAGAGGCGGAAGAUGGCCCAGGAGAACCCAAAGAUGCACAACUCAGAAAUCAGCAGGCGGCUGGGCGCGGAGUGGAAGCUGCUGUCCGACCCUGAGAAGCGUCCGUACAUCGACGAGGCCAAAAGACUGCGCGCUCAGCACAUGUUGGAACACCCGGACUACAAGUACCGACCGCGGCGCAAAGCCAAGAACCUCCUGAAGCGGGACCGGUUCCUCUUCCCUUUGUACAGAGACGCAGCGGAACAGCUGAAAGGUUUCUCCGCCGACUCUUUUCUGGUCCACGGGGACAGAGCCAGAGCGCUCCUCGCUCCGGCCUCGUCGUCGUUCUCUAUGCUGGAGCCGGUGGCACCGUUCGGCACCGGAACUGUCCCUCGGAUGGCGGAGGUCCCGCACACGCUGGCCGUCGGUGCUUUGCACUACCACGCUUUUGGAUACCAGAGUGGAGGUGGGAUCGGGGGACUAGCCUGCCCCGGACAGCACGCCCACGCGCCCCACGCCAGUCCCGGGUGCGUGGUGCCGUGCGCGUGCAGCGCCUGGUCCGCGGUCAGCCAGCCUCAGCUGGCUUACAUCGUCUUUCCCGGAGGCAUCGGCAAAGCCGGCUUGGAUUCCGGCGUGUGA